Messenger RNA from Phyllostomus hastatus (greater spear-nosed bat), 954 nucleotides. RefSeq names its product olfactory receptor 5B3-like. Gene Ontology annotation, cellular component: membrane. Gene Ontology annotation, biological process: G protein-coupled receptor signaling pathway; sensory perception of smell. The record is from RefSeq and is a predicted model, not a curated record. Lineage: Eukaryota; Metazoa; Chordata; Mammalia; Chiroptera; Phyllostomidae. Gene Ontology annotation, molecular function: odorant binding; G protein-coupled receptor activity; olfactory receptor activity. The transcript has a single exon. The coding region runs from base 1 to 954 and encodes 317 amino acids.
AUGGAGAACAACACAGAAGUGGCUGAGUUCAUCCUGCUAGGACUAAACAAUGCCCCAGAGCUGCAGGUCCCCCUCUUUAUAAUGUUUACUCUCAUCUACCUCAUUAGUGUUGUUGGGAAUCUGGGGAUAGUCAUCUUGAUUCUCAUGGAUUCUUGCCUGCACACUCCCAUGUACUUUUUCCUCAGUAACCUGUCUCUGGUGGAUUUGUGUUACUCUUCAACUGUCACUCCUACAGUCAUGACUGGAUUUCUUCUAGGACACAAGGUCAUCUCCUACAAUGCAUGUGCUGCUCAGAUGUUCUUUUUUGGAGCCUUUGCCACUACAGAAAAUUACCUCUUGGCUUCAAUGGCCUAUGACCGCUAUGUAGCAGUGUGCAAACCCCUACAUUACACCACUACCAUGACGACAGGUGUGUGUGUACGUCUGGCCAUAGGAUCCUACAUCUAUGGCUUUCUGAAUGCCUCUGUCCAAAUUAGGGACACCUUCAGCCUCUCUUUCUGUGAGUCCAAUGUGGUCCAUCAUUUUUUCUGUGAUGUUCCAGCAGUCAUGGCUCUCUCUUGCUCAGACAGACAUAUUAGUGAGCUGAUUCUUAUUGUUCUGGCAAGCUUCAACAUUGUUUUUGCUCUCCUGGUUAUCUUGAUUUCCUACCUGUUCAUAUUUGUCACCAUCCUGAAGAUGCACUCUGCUGAGGGAUAUCAGAAGGCUCUGUCCACCUGUGCUUCUCAUCUCACUACAGUCUCCAUCUUCUAUGGAACUAUUAUCUUCAUGUACUUACAGCCCAGCUCCAGCCAUUCCAUGGACACAGACAAAAUUGCAUCUGUGUUCUAUACGAUGGUCAUUCCCAUGGUGAACCCCCUGGUGUACAGCUUGAGAAACAAGGAGGUCAAAAAUGCAUUUAAGAAGGUUGUUGAGAAGGCAAAAAUUGUCUCUAGACUUCACCUUGUAAAACUUUAG